AUGCCGCGUGCGCCGCCGAAGAAGCGCCAGAGGGUCGACGAGUCGCCCCAGCCGCAGCCCGGUGCCAUGCAGACCCGCUCGAAAGCGUCCACACAGCGUGCCGCACCCCCACCUCAACCCGCUUCGAAGAGCAGGCAGGUCGUCGACAUUACCGACACGGACGACGACAUGCUGGGCGGGGAGGACGACGAGGAGGCAUUCGAGUACGAGAGCGACAUCGGCUCGGCGGCUGGAGGCAACGCGGGAGCAGAGGACGGCGACGAGGAGGACGAGGAGGGAGCGGGGGAAGUCGACGACGAAAGGGACGCUGAGAUCAUGGUGCUCAGCUCGGACGACGACAGCAGUGCCCAGGAACCUCCGCCCGAGCUGCCCAAAGCCAAGGGCAAGCUCACCGCCCGCAAGCAGUUCGCGCUGGACAUCGACGACCUCUGGAAGCGGUUCGCGGGCACCCAGGACGAGCUUGUGACCGGCUUCAAGCGCGACGACGGCGACGACAUGGUCCGCUUCUCGCUCAAGCACCCGAAAUUCCCUCGCGGCCUCAAGCUCUCGCUCAUGUUUCCCGAACUCGGCGGCUACCCGAAGACCCACGAGGUCAUGUGCUUCACGGAGAACGAGGACGUGCCGCCCGAGGUCGAGGUUGCGCUCGGAGAAGUCGCCCAUCUCCCCAAGCAGGCCGACCGCUCGCUGAACGGCGUCGUCGAGUUCCUCAUCCACCGCAUCGUCCGCCUCCAGCCGAACCCGUGGGCGACGGCCGCGACGCAGCAAGACACGGACGACGAGAACUUUGACUACGAAGACGAGCUUAUGGACGCUGGCAUCAACAUCGCCAAGGAUAGCGAGCUCAUGAAAGCGCUCAGGAGCGACUUCAAGCAGCUUCUCGACGCCGGCUUCCGCCCGGGCUUCACGCGUGUCUCGGAACUCGAACUCGUCGUCUCGGUCUCGAAGCGCGUCAACCUGCUCGGCGUCCCUGCGCGCGCGCUGCAAGCCUGGGAUUCGCGCUUGAUCACCGGCAAGAUCGUCUACCUCGUCUGCCUCAUGAGCUUCGGCCGCUACCCGGUCGACCUCGACAACCAGACGAGCGGCCAGGUAAAGUUCAAGGUCGGCAUCUCGCCCAAGUACAAGCCGAGUAAGGCGGCCAUUGCGUCGGCCUUCCGCGCGCACACGUCGAAUCCGUACACGUCAGGCGAAUUCGAGGCCAUCUCGCUCUCGAACCCGCUCGACGCCCUCAUGAACGACAAGUUCCAGGAGAUCCUCUUUACGCGUCGCUGCAACGACCGCGUUGGAUGGGCGGGCGCCGAGCAGCACUGCUUCCAGCACGGCAAGACGGAUACCGGCGUCGAAAAGAAGAAGGCGCGCGCGGCCGACAAGGAGGAGAAGGACCUCUCGGAGGCCCACGCCAAGCUGCUCCCGAGGGACCCGAUGUCGAGCUCGUCGACCGCGAACAACUUCCCCCUCCUCGCCUUCUCCUACCUCGUCCGCCGCUUCAUCAUGUGCCCACGCUUCUGCCUCAACUGCUACAAGCGCUGCGACGAGAAGAUCACGUCGCUCAAGCCAUUCGUCUGCGACAACCCUCUUUGCCUCUUCCAGCUCAUCCAGCUCGGCCUCGGCCCGUCCCUCGAGCACGAGAUCACGUCCAACACGGCCGCAGUCGAUCUCCUCGUCCAGCUCGCGUACAUCGGCGCGAAAGAAGGCGGCCUCAAGGGCGAACUCCUCCCGAACGGACUCGGGCUCCAGGUUCCCGAGACCGCCAAGGCGCCCGAGCAGAUCAAGCCCGAUGACCCGACUGUCGACUUUGAUUCGCUCACCGACGAGAACCAGAAGCGCGCCGGGAUCGCGGCGCUCAUUGCGCAGCUACCGCCGAUCGACGAAAUGAGGCGUUGGUUGCUUGGGCUCGACAUGACGGACGACGAGCGCCUCCUCAACAAGAUUCGCAAGUUGACGGACAUGCGCGACGGCAAAGUCCCUCUCUCGGCAUGGCGCCUCCUCCGCUUCAUCGUCGCAUCGAACACGGCCUACCUCAAGCAGAUCGACGACCCCGACGAGUUGGUCCAAGGCGUCCCGUGCGACUACCGCCAGUUCAAGCUCAUCGUCGGCUCGCCUCUCAAGGAGCAUCUCUUCACCGAGUCGGUCAAGGCGGCGCAGGCGAAGGACAGCAACGCCGUCCAGUUUCCGACUCUCUUCGCCUGGCACGGCUCGGCGACCAAGAACUGGCACUCCAUUCUGCGCACGGGUUUGCACUAUCGCGAGGUGAUCAACGGUCGCGCGUACGGCGCGGGCUGUUACUUCGCUCGUGAGGGCGAAGUCUCGCUUGGCCACUACGCUCAGCCCACCUCGACAAUGUGGAAGAACGCCGACUUUCCGAUUUCCAAGAUGGCCGCCAUCUGCGAGAUCACCAAUCUCCCUACGGAGUUCGUCUCGAACAACCCGUACUUCGUCGUCUCGGAUAUCAGCUGGAUCACGUGCCGCUACCUCCUCGUCCAGCGGAUGGCGUCCUUCGCCGACGGGACCGAGACUCAGUCCGUUGCAAAGACCGGCUCGAGUGACCUCGUCAAGGCUGGCCGCAUCAAGACGCUGGCGCUCGACCCGAAGUACCCUAUCACGCUCAAUCGCACCAAUGUCGAGUUCCCCGACGUCGGCGACAAGCUCGAGAAGCUGGAGAAAUCGCUCUCAAACGAGCCAGAAGACCUGCACGACUCGGACACGGAGAUCCUCAAGGAGCCGCCUGCGCCCGCGCCGUCGAACAAGCUCAAGAGGACGCAGUCGGGCACUGCGGCGGCUCCGGCUCCUCGCGAGGUCGACAAGUUCGUUCCGGCGGACGCCAAGCGUCUCGAGGUGCUCAAGAUGCUCCCGCCGCCCAAGAACCCGAACAAGGCUGCCGUGUCGAUGAUCCAGCGCGAGAUGAAGUCGAUGCUCAAGGUGCAGGCGCAGGAGGGCCCGACCCGCGCCGGGUUCUACUUCGACCCCGAGCGCUCGAACGACAACCUUUUCAACUGGAUCGUCGAGCUCCCGCUCGAGUCGUUCGACCAGGACAUCCCGCUCGCGAAAGACAUGCGCCAGAGGGGCGUCAAGAGCAUCCUCAUGGAGAUCCGCUUCGGCGACACGUAUCCUUUCUCGCCGCCCUUCUUCCACGUCGUCCACCCGCGCUUCAUGCCGUUCAUCAGGGGCGGAGGAGGUCACGUCACGGGCGGCGGAAGUAUCUGCAUGGACUUGCUCACGAGCGACGGCUGGUCGUCCGUCUACACGAUCGAUGCCAUUCUCUUGCAGAUUCGCAUGGCCAUGUCCAACCUCGAGCCUCGUCCUGGUCGCCUCGACGAGCGGGACUGGAACGUCCCGUACAAUAUGGACGAGGCCAUCGCCGGGUUCCGCCGCGCUGCCGCCACGCACGGCUGGACCGUCCCCGCCGAGCUCGACGCAUUUGCGCGCCAGGGCUGA
Molecule: messenger RNA, 3432 nt
Organism: Rhodotorula toruloides NP11
Lineage: Eukaryota; Fungi; Basidiomycota; Microbotryomycetes; Sporidiobolales; Sporidiobolaceae
Product: ubiquitin-conjugating enzyme E2 Q
Exons: 9
Coding region: 1-3432 (1143 amino acids)
Molecular function (GO): NAD+ poly-ADP-ribosyltransferase activity
Source: RefSeq, a predicted model, not a curated record